AUGGCUUCCAUUUUCCACCUUUCUUCAAUCUUCAUAUUACUGCUCAUCUUCCUUAGCAGCUCCUCAGCACAGCUCUCCACAGACUACUAUUCGAAAACUUGUCCAAAUCUGUUCAGCACGAUUAAGCCGGUGGUUGAGGAAGCAAUAUCGAAGGAGAAACGCAUGGGAGCUUCGCUUCUCCGUCUCCUCUUCCAUGACUGCUUUGUUCAGGGCUGUGAUGCGUCGCUGCUUUUGGACGAUAAUGGAGGUUUCAGAGGAGAGAAGAAGGCGAAGCCGAACAAGAAUUCAGCGAGGGGGUUUGAGGUUAUUGAUAAGAUUAAGAGUGCGGUGGAGAGAGCUUGCCCUGGAGUUGUUUCUUGUGCUGAUAUCCUGGUUAUUACUGCAAGAGACUCAGUCAGCACUCUUGGAGGGCCAAACUGGAGAGUCAAGUUGGGGAGGAGAGAUUCAAGGACUGCAAGCUUUAGCGGAGCUAAUAAUAAUAUUCCCCCACCCACAUCCAGCCUUACUAACCUCAUCUCCAAGUUCGCGGCUCAGGGGCUUUCUACCAGAGAUAUGGUCGCCCUAUCUGGGGCUCACACAAUUGGAGCAGCACGAUGCACCAGCUUCAGGAAGAGGAUUUACAACGAGAACAAUAUUGAUUCUUCAUUUGCAGCAGCGAGAAAAUCCAGCUGCCCUCGAAGCUCCGGAGACAACAAUCUUUCACCAUUAGAUCUCCAGACUCCAACAAGUUUUGACAACAACUACUACAAGAAUCUGAUCAAUCUAAGGGGGCUUCUUCACUCCGACCAACAACUCUUCAGUAAUGGUUCUACAAGCUCUCAAGUUCAGUUCUAUGCCCGAAACUAUGACUCCUUCGAGAGUGACUUUGUUGCGGCUAUUACAAACAUGGCAAAUAUAAAACCACUGGUUGGUUCUCAAGGAGAGAUAAGAAAGAAUUGCAGGAAGAUUAAUUAGUAAAUUAGACAUCGUUGGUAGACUAUUAUGACAAAAACAUCGUACGUACACGAGUGUUUGUGACAUGGAUUUUAGUUAGUUAUGUGCGUGUCCUUUAAUUGUAUUCUGCCAUCCUUUUUAAUUUAUUCUGUGUGGGGCUUGUG
This is a messenger RNA of Phalaenopsis equestris, 1097 nucleotides long. Its product is annotated as peroxidase 4-like. Gene Ontology annotation, biological process: response to oxidative stress; hydrogen peroxide catabolic process. The coding region runs from base 1 to 954 and encodes 317 amino acids. The transcript has 4 exons. The record is from RefSeq and is a predicted model, not a curated record. Gene Ontology annotation, molecular function: peroxidase activity; heme binding. NCBI's taxonomy places the organism in Eukaryota, Viridiplantae, Streptophyta, Magnoliopsida, Asparagales, Orchidaceae.